This is a messenger RNA of Beta vulgaris subsp. vulgaris (sugar beet), 2162 nucleotides long. Its product is annotated as pre-mRNA-processing factor 19. The transcript has 18 exons. The coding region runs from base 186 to 1763 and encodes 525 amino acids. Lineage: Eukaryota; Viridiplantae; Streptophyta; Magnoliopsida; Caryophyllales; Amaranthaceae. Gene Ontology annotation, cellular component: cytoplasm; U2-type catalytic step 1 spliceosome; Prp19 complex. Gene Ontology annotation, biological process: protein ubiquitination; DNA repair; mRNA splicing, via spliceosome. The record is from RefSeq and is a predicted model, not a curated record. Gene Ontology annotation, molecular function: ubiquitin protein ligase activity; protein binding.
AAAAUGGCUUGAAACUCAAAACCAUCAAAUAUUUCUUCUUAACCGCCCGCUUUCUCACUCCCUUCACUCUCUCUCCUCCUCCUCCUGCCGCCCACCACUGUAGUCUGCAGCAGCACUUCUCGACAUUUGCUCUGCGUUUCAUCAUCCAAACUUUGCAGACCUAAUUAUUCAUCUUCUCAGCUACAAUGAACUGCUCAAUAUCCGGUGAAGUACCGGAAGAGCCAGUUGUUUCUAAGAAAUCAGGUCUUCUCUUUGAGAAACGCCUCAUCGAACGUCACAUUUCGGAUUAUGGAAAAUGUCCAGUUACAGGAGAACCGCUGAGUUUGGAUGACAUUGUUUCAGUUAAAGCCGGAAAGAUUGUGAAGCCUAGACCUGUGCAGGCUGCUAGUAUUCCUGGAAUGAUUGGCAUGUUCCAAAAUGAAUGGGAUAGUUUGAUGCUCUCCAAUUUUGCUCUGGAGCAACAAUUAAAUACAGCGAGGCAAGAGCUCAGCCAUGCUCUCUAUCAGCAUGAUGCUGCUUGCCGUGUAAUUGCGAGGCUAAAGAAGGAAAGAGACGAGGCGAGGUCAUUACUGGCUCAGGCAGAAAGGCAGAUGCCCAUAUCAGGAGCAACAGGCAAUUCAAUACAUGCCCCAGUUAUGAGCAAUGGGAAAAGAGGUGCCGACGAAGAGGAUCUGGGCCCUGGAGGAAAGAAAGCCCGGCCAGGAAUUUCUACUAGUAUCAUUGCUGAGCUGACAGAUUGCAACUUAGAACUUUCACAGCAGCGUAAAAAGCGAACGAUACCUUCAACCUUGGCUACUAUUGAGGAUUUGCAGAGCUACACCCAGAUCUCCAGCUAUCCCCUUCACAAGACUAACAAACCCGGCAUACUAUCUGUUGAUAUCCAUCACGCUAAGGAUAUCAUUGCAACUGGAGGGAUUGACACGAAUGCUGUUGUCUUUGAUAGACCUUCUGGACAGAUUGUAUCUACCCUAAGUGGUCACUCAAAGAAGGUUACCAGCAUUAAGAUUGUACCACAGGACGAAAGUUUAGUUAUAACCGGAUCAGCAGACAAGACUGUAAGAAUAUGGCAAGGAUCAGAGGAUGGAAAUUAUGAUUGCAGGCAUGUUCUAAAAGACCACACAGCGGAGGUGCAAGCCGUUACAGUUCAUGCAACAAACAAGUAUUUUGUAACUGCUUCCCUUGAUAGUUCAUGGUGCUUCUAUGAUCUUGUUAGCGGAAUUUGUCUUUCACAGGUUACAGACCCUGAGGGUUCUGAGGGUUAUACAUCUGCAGCUUUUCAUCCUGAUGGUCUCAUCCUUGGAACAGGAACAACAGAUGCUCGUGUUAAGAUUUGGGAUGUUAAAACUCAGGCUAAUGUCGCCAAAUUUGACGGGCAUACAGGUCCUGUUACAGCCAUGUGUUUCUCUGAAAAUGGAUACUUUCUGGCGACUGCAGCUCAUGAUGGAGUAAAACUUUGGGAUCUGCGUAAAUUGAAGAAUUUUCGCUCGUUCCCUUCUCCUGACCCAGAUACCCCGACUAACUAUGUUGAUUUCGACCAUAGCGGGAGUUACCUUGCAGUUGCUAGUUCGGAUAUAAGAGUAUACCAAGUUGCAAGUGUCAAAUCAGAAUGGAAUUGUCUCAAGACUCUACCUGAUUUGUCUGGCACAGGCAAAGCAACUUGUGCGAAAUUUGGUCCAGAUGCAAAAUACAUAGCAGUGGGAUCAUUGGAUCGGAACCUUCGAAUGUUUGGCUUACCAGGGGAAGAUGGUGCUGCAGAAUCUUAAAAUGGUUAGUGGAUAGCUGUGUCUUGCCUGGUAACGGUUAUGGUUACUUGCAGUUUUGGGGUGCUCGAGUGGAGCCCUUUUGUUGGUCGAGCUAGAGCCGUAUAUCGAGUUCUUUCCUUCUAGUGCUCGGAAGUUCGAAAUGAAGUUAGAUUCAACUAGUGGUUGCUUUGCUGGUUUCAUGUGAAAUGCCUGUAAAAGCAGUAGAGUUCUAUAUUUUAUUAUUGUAUUCUAUAACAUUAGUAUAGGCGUGUACCUGAUGACCUGAGAUAUCAGAAUCUUUUUGCAUAUUGCGAUGAAUUUUGAUUCUAGUGUUCAUUAGUCAUUGUAACGGGUUGUCUUAGUUGGACAUUACCCUCUCCCCUUUCAGUGAUUACUUGAAUUUCCGAAUAUUUUUGCUCA